CUUAAAAACAUAUUGUCUAUGCGAAAUCAAUGUGGCGCCUGGAGCAGAAGCGUCAAGUUAUGGUGUUUUGCAUUAGACAUUCGUAAAUAGUUUUUGUACUUAUAACUAAAUGUCAGUGAAUUUUUUGACUUAAAUUGAAUAUGAGUAGAUAUUACGAUUUUGGUAAUGCGAUAUCAUGUUGAGAUGAAAGUGUUGGUCGUCAACAAUGGUUAAAACACGAUCUUCAGCGCGAGUAGUUAACGCGGCCCCGAGCGCGCCCGCCGAGAACGGCAAUGGCUCGGAACUUAGAACGCGCCUCAAAACCAAUGAAAAAGGACAACGCGCGCAAAAGAACUUACCAUUUAGGAAUAACCAGGCGCUGUCGUCUAGCGGCGUGGGUCCCGGCGGCGGGCAGGGCAAGGACCCGCUGGCGCCCGCGCUGCCAGGCUCUCGCAGCAUGUACCAACACCCCGCUGUCACCGGGUACAACCCGCAAGACACCCGCGCACAGGCCCUCUCCGUCACGGCGCGGCAGAGCCCCAUGUACGCGGGCGGCAUGUACCACGGGUACGGCGGCGCGGCGGGCGCAGCGCUGGCGCCCAUGGCCGCGCCCUCGCCCACCACCCCGCUGCCGCCCUUCCCUGUCUACCCGGACGUCAAGUUUAAAAGAUUACCAUUCUACGAUGUGAUGGCUGAACUAAUGAAGCCGUCUACUAUGAUGCCGAUGCAGACCGGGCGUCUGCAAGAAGGCACCUACGUAUUCCACCUCACACCGCAGCAAGCCACAGAGAUUGCCUCCGGAAAGGAUAUAGUUGGCACUAGUAACAAACUUGAUUAUGUUAUACAGGCCCAAUUGAGGUUCUGCCUGUUAGAGACGUCUUGUGAACAAGAAGAUUAUUUCCCACCGAGUGUUUCAGUUAAAGUAAACAACAAAUUAUGUCCAUUGCCUAGUCCGUUACCGACUAAUAAGCCGACGCCGGAACCGAAGCGACCGCCGCGACCAGUCAACAUCUCCUCCCUAGUGAAGCUGUCGCCUACAGUCGCAAAUACAAUCCAUGUGACGUGGGCGGCUGACUUCACACGCGCCUACGUACUCAGCGUGUUCCUCGUACGCAAGUUGACCUCCGCUGAGCUGCUGCAGAGGCUCAAGAAUAAAGGCACCAAGAAUGCGGACUACACACGCUCGCUUAUCAAAGAGAAGCUAUCCGAGGACUAUGAUAAUGAGAUAGCGACGACGUCUCUGCGUGUGUCGUUGAUGUGUCCACUGGGGAAGAUGCGCAUGUCAUGUCCGUGCAGACCUGCCAACUGUCCACAUCUGCAGUGCUUCGAUGCCUCACUCUUCCUGCAGAUGAACGAGCGCAAGCCCACCUGGCUCUGUCCAGUAUGUGAUAGACCAGCGCCAUACGACUCAUUAGUUGUUGAUGGGUAUUUCUUGGAGGUGUUGACGUCUGCGCGUCUGUCUAGCGAGUGCAAUGAGAUCCAGCUGCAUGCUGACGGCAGCUGGUCUGCGCACACGCCGCCUCCCCGCGCCCCUCUCCCCGCAGCACCCCUGCCGGAGCCGGUCACCCUCAUACCUGAUGACUUAGAAAUAAUCCCAGUAGAGGGCACAGGAGGAGGGAAGCGGGCGGCAGUGGGGGAGGGCCGCACGCCGAAGCCCGCUGAGGCCCUCGUCGACCUCACCUCCGACUCGGAGGAUGAGGUGCCUCUGAAGAGGAAGGUGCCUCAACCCAAGCACACACCACCUGCUGAUAUCAAGGCUGAUGACUACUCAUCUUCAAAUGCGGAGGCGGUGUCAUCGAGUGGGUACAGAUCGCCGGGCGCAUGCGCAUCAGCCUGCGGCGUCAUCUCCCUCGACAGCCCCUCCCCACCCUCCGCGCACUCCCCGCCAGCGCCGGCACCACCCCCCGCGCACACCCCGCACACCCCGCACACACCACACUCCGCCCCCGACACCUCGCCACCACAAGACUGUACAAGCAACAACUCAGAUCGAGAAGGUAAUGAGUCUGCGCCGACGCAUUGGGCGCCAUAUGCUGAUGCUGAGCGAGACAAUCAUGAAGUUUAUCGAAGGUACUGACUGAGGGAGAAGAGUGGCCGCCCAUCUUACUCCAGCGACCAUUCUUCUGAAGAUGAACAAAAACCUUCCUACCCUGAAGUGCCGGUCCGGACGCAAUCCAACUAGUGUCCGGUAUUGACCUCAGUCAAACUAGUUUCCGGUCCUGAAUCCCAUUUAAUUUUGUUGGAUCUGGACCCAAUCCAGCUAGUAUCACUGGAUUCAGUAUCGAUGUCUCAGCUCUUCUAAAGACAUUUUGGCUCCUUGGCUCAGAUGCCUACCUGAAUAUAGCUUAUUUAUAAAUAUUAUAAUUUAUUAAGACAAAUUUAUAGAAUACCCGCCUUACGUUGAUAGUUUUCUUUAUAAUAAUUUCUAUGACUUGACGAAAUUCAUAUAUCUUAUAAGACAGGGAAAAAUUAUUUAUUCUGUUUUUUUUGUCCCGAAAUUUAGAUCACAGUAAUAUGCAUAAAUGCUACAUAUGUAUAUAAGAGAUAUUACGUCCCAUAGAUCGAAUAGAACAUCUUUUGAGAUCUUG
This is a messenger RNA of Papilio machaon (common yellow swallowtail), 2567 nucleotides long. RefSeq names its product E3 SUMO-protein ligase PIAS2 (gene Su(var)2-10). The transcript is spliced from 13 exons. NCBI's taxonomy places the organism in Eukaryota, Metazoa, Arthropoda, Insecta, Lepidoptera, Papilionidae. The coding region runs from base 206 to 2056 and encodes 616 amino acids. Gene Ontology annotation, biological process: regulation of transcription by RNA polymerase II; protein sumoylation. Gene Ontology annotation, molecular function: transcription coregulator activity; zinc ion binding; SUMO ligase activity. The record is from RefSeq and is a predicted model, not a curated record.